Molecule: messenger RNA, 2270 nt
Organism: Erythranthe guttata (spotted monkey flower)
Lineage: Eukaryota; Viridiplantae; Streptophyta; Magnoliopsida; Lamiales; Phrymaceae
Gene: CRTISO
Product: carotenoid isomerase
Biological process (GO): carotenoid biosynthetic process
Molecular function (GO): carotenoid isomerase activity; oxidoreductase activity
Source: RefSeq, a predicted model, not a curated record
CAGGAACCGCAUUUAAAAUUCCCACAUGAGAGUUAGGUUUUGGCUCAUUUCAGACAGGAAUAAUUAACCUUAAUGAUGCUGAUUCACUCUCCUUCAACUUCCCGGCUCCAAAUAAUCCAACGCCAGCAAUAUUCCAACACCCUCCAACUAUUGCUAAUUUUUAAUUACUACUCUUUAAUACUUCUUCCCCAAAAAAUCUACCUUCUUUAUCAGAAACGGGAAAUUCCCAAUUCUUGAAUUUCUCAGCCAAAUCAAGAAUUGCUUCAACAUCGCAAAAUGAACAUCUUGAAUUUUGGGAUUCCCACCCCUCAUUCAGUCAUCACCAACCCAAAGUCUAAACCUUCGAGCAAUCGAAACCCAAGAAACGGGUGCAACAGAAUCCUCUGUUCCGACCAAUUGAAAUCCGGAAACCAUGGUUUCGAAUUCGGGAUCAACAGGGCCCACCAUAUGAAGAGACCCAAUCGUAUUCGUCGAAAAUCGACCGUCGAUUUUGCCGGAGCAGUUGAGACUGAGGGGAGCAGCUCUACAUCAGGUGAUGGCAGCAGCAGCUUUUACGACGCCAUUGUUAUAGGUUCUGGGAUUGGAGGGUUAGUGGCGGCCACACAGCUGGCAGUUAAAGGAGCAAAAGUUUUGGUUCUUGAGAAGUAUGUGAUUCCUGGAGGAAGCUCUGGUUUUUAUGAGAGGGAUGGAUUCAAAUUCGAUGUGGGAUCAUCAGUCAUGUUUGGUUUCAGUGACAAGGGGAAUUUGAAUUUGAUCACGCAAUCAUUAGCAGCAGUCGGGUUUCGGCUGCCGGUUAUACCCGACCCGACCACUGUUCAUUUUCAUUUACCUAAUGGACUAUCAGUCCUGGUGCAUAAAGAAUAUAACGAGUUCGUUUCGGAACUUGUCAGCAAAUUUCCCCAUGAGAGAGAAGGCAUUCUCGGAUUUUACGGUGUCUGUUGGAAGAUCUUCAAUGCACUGAACUCGUUAGAAUUGAAAUCUCUCGAGGAGCCGAUUUACCUAUUCGGACAGUUUUUCAAGAAGCCAAUUGAAUGCUUGACUCUUGCUUACUAUCUGCCCCAGAAUGCUGGUAACAUAGCUCGGAAGUAUAUUAAGGAUCCCGAGUUGUUGUCCUUUAUCGAUGCUGAGUGUUUCAUAGUGAGCACUGUUAAUGCGAUGCAGACACCUAUGAUCAAUGCAAGCAUGGUUUUGUGUGAUAGACAUUUUGGUGGAAUCAACUAUCCAGUUGGCGGUGUUGGAGAAAUUGCAAAGUCGUUAGCUAAGGGAUUAGUUAAUAAGGGGAGCAAUAUACUUUACAAGGCAAAUGCAACCAGCAUUAUCAUAGAAAACGAGAAAGCGGUGGGGGUGAAGCUAUCCGACGGGAGGAAAUUUUACGCAAAAACCGUAAUUUCAAAUGCCACAAGAUGGGAUACCUUUGGGAAGCUCUUGAAAAAGGAAGAUAUGCCGGAGGAAGAAAAAAGAUUCCAAAAGGCAUAUGUUAAAGCACCUUCUUUUCUUUCUAUUCACAUGGCGGUUAAAGCUGAUGUUUUGCCACCAGACACAGAUUGCCAUCAUUUUGUCCUAGAGGAUGACUGGAAAAGUCUAGAAGACCCUUAUGGUAGUAUAUUUUUGAGCAUUCCAACGGUUCUUGAUAGUUCGUUAGCUCCUGAAGGAAACCACAUUCUUCACAUUUUCACAGUUUCUUCUAUCGAGGAUUGGGAGGGACUGUCACGCAAAGAUUACGAGGCAAAGAAAGAAGUUGUGGCGGCAAAGAUAAUUGACAGGCUCGAGAAGAAAUUAUUCCCAGGGCUAGCGUCGUCUAUAGUUUUUAAGGAGGUGGGGACACCAAAAACGCACAGGCGAUACUUGGCCCGUGAUAGUGGUACCUACGGUCCAAUGCCUCGUGGAAUUCCAAAAGGAUUAUUAGCAAUGCCAUUCAACACAACUGCUAUAAAUGGUCUGUACUGUGUGGGAGAUAGUUGCUUUCCGGGGCAAGGUGUCAUAGCUGUAGCUUUCUCGGGAGUCAUGUGUGCACAUCGGGUGGCAGCUGAUUUAGGAUAUGAGAAGAAAAACAAAGUUCUUGAUACCGGUCUACUUGGGCUACUCGGUUGGUUUAGGACUUUAGCAUAAAGUGGUGAAAGAAACGAGAUCGAUCGAGGUACUUAAAUUAAAACAACAAUUUCGAGUUUAUUUUAUAGCAAUUAUACUAUUGUUUGUUGUCUCAUCUCAAACGUAUAUUUCAACAAAAGUGACUACAUAUAAUGUAAAUUGAUGAAAAAAAAAUCGACAUA